GUGACGCGCACCUCCCCAUCGCGUCUUAUUUCCGGAUCUCUCACUGUACCCAACGAACUAACACACACCCACAAUGGCCGAAAACAAGGAAGCCGCCCCCGCCCCCGUUGAGGAGAAAAAGACCUCAACCUUCGAGGCCGAUCUCACAAAGUACAAGACCGCGGCAGAUAUCGUGCACCAGGUGCAGAAGAAGCUCGUUGAGCUGGCUGUUGAGGGCGCCAAGGUUCUGGAUCUGUGCCUCGAGGGUGACAAGCUCAUUGAGGCCGGGCUCGGUGGCGUGUACAACAAGCCCGUGAAGGGCGUCCGUACGCCGAAGGGCAUCGCCUUCCCCACCUGCAUCUCCGUCAACAACUGCGUCGCUCACUUCUCCCCCCUCGCUUCCGAUCCCCAGUCUGAGCUCACGCUCGCGAAGGACGACGUCGUUAAAAUCCAUCUGGGUGCACACAUCGAUGGUUUUGCGUCCAUCAGCGCAGAGACCGUCGUCGUCGGCGCGUCUCCGGAGAACCCGGUGACUGGCCGUCGCGCGGAUGUGCUCAAAGCUGCUUGGACCGCUGCUGAGGUCGCGAUGCGCACUGUCAAGGUCGGCAACAAGAACUGGGCAGUAACGGAGGCGGUCGACCGCGCUGCGACGACAUGGAAUUGCAAGCCUGUUGAGGGCAUGCUCUCCUGCCAACAAACCCAGAAUGUCAUCGACGGCAAGAAGCGCAUCAUCCUCAACCCGAGCGAGUCGCAAAAACGCGAGUUUGAGGCAGCAACCUUCAAUGAGGGUGAGGUCUGGGGCAUCGAUAUCCUGAUCUCGUCCAGCGAAGAUGGCAAGGCACGCGUCGAGGACACCCGCACCACGGUCUACCAGCGCGAGUCGACGGUGACGUACCAGCUCAAGAUGAAGACCUCGCGUGCCGUAUUCUCCGACGUGCAAAAGAAGGCAGGCGCGUUCCCCUUCAACAUUCGCGUGCUCGAGGACGAGAAGCGCGCGCGGAUGGGCUUGCAGGAGGCGGUCCAGCACAGCCUGGUGAAGCCGUACGACGUCGUCUACACGCCGUCGAACACCUUCGUCGCCACCUACCACUUUACCAUCGCCCUCCUCCCCGGCGGCCCGUCACUCAUCACGCAGCCGCCCGUGUGGUACAAGCCCGAGCUCGUCAAGACGGAGAAGGAGCUCGAGGACGAAGAGUUGAAGGCGCUGCUGGCAAAGGGGCUGCGCGAGAACAAGAAGUCGAAGAAGAAGGCCGCGAAGGAGGCGGAGACCAAGGAGUCGGCGUAAGCCGCAAGCGAGUGCAAGCGUGAUGAUAAGCCGCAUUCUGGAACGUCGCGAAAGGCGCCGUGCGAUGUGCAUAUGUACUUGUACGAGUGUACGCACCAAGGACUCCUUGUACUUGAAUAACGUCAACAUGUUGUGUGUAUGUAGCCGAAGUCAGUCGUCUUCUUGCUCAC
This is a messenger RNA of Schizophyllum commune H4-8, 1434 nucleotides long. RefSeq names its product proliferation-associated protein 1. The coding region runs from base 74 to 1264 and encodes 396 amino acids. The record is from RefSeq and is a predicted model, not a curated record. The transcript has 7 exons. Lineage: Eukaryota; Fungi; Basidiomycota; Agaricomycetes; Agaricales; Schizophyllaceae.